Messenger RNA from Lobosporangium transversale, 2798 nucleotides. RefSeq names its product WD40-repeat-containing domain protein. Lineage: Eukaryota; Fungi; Mortierellomycota; Mortierellomycetes; Mortierellales; Mortierellaceae. The record is from RefSeq and is a predicted model, not a curated record. The coding region runs from base 208 to 2715 and encodes 835 amino acids. Gene Ontology annotation, molecular function: protein binding. The transcript is spliced from 11 exons.
CAAGGAGCUGAAUUAGUUGUUACUGCGGCUCUAUAUAGAUUCAGAAUCUCACAUUUUUUUCCAUUCUUUAUGCCCUAAAUCUCUUUGACGUAAAAUGUCAAUUGCAGUAGUAGCAGUGACUAAUAACGAAACGAAAGGAAAUUGACAGCGACGUCUUUAUUCCUACACAUCAGGAAAAGCAUAGCCAUAGAAGAAUAGGCUCCAGCCAUGCAUCAGUUCCAAUCGUUUGCUCCGCAAGCGCCGACUGUAGCCGAGUAUGCGUUUCCGAGCGUACUGCAGUACCUACAGUCAGAAUGGCGUCGUUUUGAGCGUGACAGAAAUGAAUGGGAUAUUGAGAAAGCAGAGAUGAAGGCCCGAAUUGCAUUCCUUGAAGGUGAAAAACGUGGUGUUGAUAAUACAAAGGUGGAUCUUAUGAAGCGUGUCAAGAUGUUGGAGUACGCCCUCCGACAAGAGAGGAGCAAGUAUAUAGAACUGAGUAACGCCGCUGGUGUAGUUAAAGGAACAGCAAACACUGUCCUUGAUGUGCCGCCUCUCAACAGUCAUGUCAACAAUAAUAGCAAUAAUAGCAACAACAUUAAUGGCAGCAAUACCAAGACGCAGAAUAGAGUGUCAACCUACAGUGUAUCUGGUGUUAAUAUGACCCAAGUGAGUCCCACCUCAGCCCCGGAUCCAGUUGGAAGAGCCAAGAGCAGAGAGUUUUUGAGGAUUUGCCUUCAGGAAAUAAGUUACUUGACUUCAUCGGUGCCUCAAUCUAUUGCCAUGGGGAUGCCUUCAGCUCUUGCUCAGCCUCCAGCUCUUGCUCAGAACCGACUCGUGCGCCAUGAAUUGGAGAAGCGAGCUAGUGCUGUGGGCUAUAAUGGUAUGCGAGGUGGAGGAGGCAAAAACAGACACAGUGACUUUUUCCCUACAACUUCAAACUCUUUAAUCCAUGUUGCUGCUGGAACAGCAAGCACCGUAGUUCCUCCGCCGUUACCCAGGUCCAACUCUGUCCCCAUUAAUACACUUCAGUCAUUUUCCAAGGCUAAACCUGCGAUAGAAAGCCCUCCUCUCUAUCCCGACUCCACAAAUAUCGCAGGGUCAUUGGAUGAUGAUAACAGCAACCAAACCACUUUGAGGCAGCAACAGUUUCCAUCUCACCAAAACUCAGAAAACAUAACCAGUUUGACAUCAACAACGAAAGACAGUAUGCUUGUAGCCAGUAAUAAGCCAAGAAAGACCAGCGAUACUACUAUCAAUGCGGCAGAUGAGAACGAGAGACAUCCGACUGGACUGGAGGCAUUCCAGUGUGAUGAAGCUGUCACUGUCAUGCACGCUCCUCUUUCGAGCGAACAAUGGCGUGCAGACUUGCAGAAAGCCGGCAAUCAGUUGAAUCAGAGUAUCAACGAGAAAAAAAAAUCUGAAAAGUCUGAAAAUGUUGACCAAUUGAGUAAGGAUAUACAAGACAAAUAUAAUAUCACCUCCGAACAAUUGAGCAGAAUGGUGAAGGGAUGGGAAUGGGACAAGUCAACACAAGAGGAAGUAGCUGUGAAGAACGGACCAUACAAGAAAAAAAUCCAAGAUGAACUAGCAUCUCUAAAUGUUUCGGAAGCAGAGAGUUUAGGAAAUGGUGGUGCCACCAAGUCAGCAAGUAACGUGCUUGAUGAGCCCAUUCUUUGGAGACCAAAAAUUACUCUGCGCAGGCAUUUGGAUGUAGUGCGCUCGAUUGCGUUCCAUCCCAAAGAUAAGGCCCUACUAUCAGGUUCUGAAGACGGCACCAUGAAGUAUUGGAAUCUUGAAUCGGCUCUCAAAGAGUCAAAGAGGCCUUUAAAUGGUGAAGUAGAAGCUGUUCAUACCUAUCGUGGACAUAUAAAACCCAUCACUGCCGUCGCUAUCUCAGCAGAUCAGAACAAGUGCUUCUCUGCCAGUAUGGACUCGACUGUGCGAUCAUGGAGGCUGGUAUCUAUGGACAAAAAUACCUAUGCACGCCAAGAUCCUACAUUGACUAUGUCAUCAUUCAUUGGACAUACGGAUACAGUUUGGGACAUCAAACUUUUUCCACUAUCAAUCUCAUCGUCACAGCUACUUGCCUCUAUCUCUGCUGAUGGCACACUUAAGGUCUGGGAUACAGAGACGAAAGGAUCUCCAUUACGAUCAUCAUGGGGUUACAAUGGUUUGGAAUCAUCAGAUCCAACGACUUACACAUCUGGUCUGACAAAGUUACCGACCCCCACAGGUCUCGAUUUCUGCCCCACAGAUUUGACUAAGAUGGUGGUGAGCUACUCGAAUGCGGUGGUUAAAUUGUUUGAUAUUGAAAGCGGCAAAACUAUUUUGGCUCUCAAGAGUGAUGAAUCCUAUGAUGGUACAACAGCGACACAGAUCAACAAGCUUGUGUGCCAUCCGACUAUGCCAGUUGUGAUCUCGGGACACGAAGACCGAUAUAUUCGAUUUUUUGACAUCAACUCGGGCUCGUGCUCGUUUUCGAUGCUAUCGCAUUUGGAUGCGGUCUCUUCACUCGACAUUGAUCCCUCUGGAUUAGUGCUAUGUUCUGGUGGACAUGAUGGAUCUGUGCGAUUGUGGGAUAUCGCAUCAUCGGGUCGUUCUUGUCUCCAAGAGUUUACAGGCCACCGAAGGAAGAGUGAUGAGGGAGUAACGAGCGUCAAGUAUCAUACAACUGUGCCUGGCUUAUUGGCCACUGGAGGUGCCGAUUCUAUUGUCAAGGUGUAUACCAAGAGUUAAUCGAAUAAUGCGAGGUUUUGAAUUCUCAGACGUAUUAGAAGAUCUGUUUGUAUUUUUUAUUUUAUUUUUUUUGCUGUAUCAUA